CUGCAUCUCGCCUUCUCUCUGCUUCUGUCGCCACUCUUUUACUUCUUGCCUCGACUCUACAUCACAUCUACCUCUCUACCCCACCCCCUCCCUUCCACCCCGUCUUCCGUCCCGGCAUCGUAGCAUGAGCACGCCUUCCCUCCGCGCUCUUUCGCGGCGAGCAGGCGCUGCACCCUACCGCAAUCUUGCUUCUCACCCUACCUUCUCCUAUGGCAGAACCGCGGCGUACCGUCGGAUAGCCUCAUAUCCACAACGCUCUAGCGAUGUCUCCCUCCAGCCACCGCGAAACACCUCCAGCGCCAUCGCUCCUCCAAGUGCGCUUCGGCUGCCCUUUCUACACCCCACAGUCUCGAUAAACCCAACUCAGACAAGACAUGUUUCCUUCAAGGAGCUCCGAGAGCAGCGCCAGCGCGAAAAAGCUGGAGAGUCCCAACAGGCCCCGAAGCAGCAGCAGCAGCCGCAAGCAACAUCCUCGUCCCAGCCUCAAUCUCCGCCCGAGGAUCCGUUAGUCAAAGACGAGUCUCCGGCAGCCAGCGCAGCAGAGGAAGCAUUUGCAAAGGCUAGGUCAGAUAGUGAAAAGGAAUGGGCAAAGUUUGAAGAAGCUGCGCGCAAGGAGCAGGAGCAGGAGGAGAAGGACAAGGCCCAGGAGGAGUCGGGCGAAGCUGGCGAAGAGGGCGCUAAGCAGGAGAAGGGGAAGAAACAGGCGCCGGAGGAGCCCCCACACGGCAGCAAAACGCCUUGGCAGGUCUUCACCGAAACGCUGUCGUCGGAGUUCAAAGCCAGCAAGGAGUGGAACGAGAGCACGGAACAACUGAGCGGGAGUAUUCACGACUUCACCCAAAACCCGAAUGUGCAAAAGGCGCGCAGCGCAUACAGUCGUGCCGCCGAAGCGGCCAGCACAACGACCGGCAAGGUGGUCAUGGGCUCUGCCAGCGCCAUUGGCAAAAGCGCCGCCUGGACAUGGGACACCCCUGUCGUCCGCGGACUUCGUCACGGUGCCUCAGCUAUUGGAUCAGGCGUGGAGAAAGCGACCCGCCCGCUCCGCGAGACCGAGGCCUACAAAAACGUCAAGGACGUUGUGGACGACGGAUCCGCUUCUCAGCGAUAUGGCGGGUGGACGGAGAAAGAGGAGCGCAAGCGUCAGCGCGAGUUGCGCGAAGCCAAGGCGGGCCGUACGCAAGCGCAGGUGUUUGAAGAGGAUCCUGAAGCUGGUGUCAAUGUGACUUUGCACAAAGACUCGGCAUGGAAUCAGUCUUGGAAGAGCUUCCGAGACAAUUCGCCCGUGAUGCAAAGAAUCUUUGGAUUGGGGGCCACCUACCGUGAGUCGGAAAAUCCCCUCAUCACCACAGCGCGCUCGGUGUCCGACCGGAUCGCCGGCUUCUUCGCCGAAAACGAGACCGCCAUGGUCAUCAAGAAGUUCCGUGAGAUGGACCCGUCCUUCCAACUCGAGCCUUUCCUCACCGAGAUGCGGACGUACAUUCUCCCCGAAGUCCUCGAGGCGUACGUCAAAGGCGAUGUGGAGACCCUUCAGCUCUGGCUCUCGGCCGCCCAGUUCCAAGUCUACAGUGCGCUGAUGCAGCAAUACACCACACAAGGCCUCAAAUCGGACGGCAAAAUCCUGGACAUUCGAAACGUCGACAUUCUCUCGGCUCGAAUCUUGGACCCCGGCGAAGUGCCCGUGUUCGUGCUGAUGGCGCGAACGCAGGAAGUGCACGUGUACCGCAAUGCCAAGAGCGGAGAGCUGGCGGCGGGCAUGGAAGACAAAGUGCAGCAAGUGACGUAUGCCAUUGGCGUGACACGACUGCCGGAGGAAGUGGCCAACCCAGAGACUAGAGGCUGGAGGUUGAUUGAACUGCAAAAGAGCGGCAGAGAUUACAUCUGAAGAAGCCACCGGCAUAGCUCAGCAUCUACGGCGUUUCAUAGAGGUCGCGCUACCCACGCGGGAUUCUCUUUUUGGCGGUUUGUGUACAGCGACGCAUUGUGCAAGUAGAGAAGAUUCAGCGCUUCGGAAAAGGGAAAGAGGAAGAACGACUUUCGACU
This is a messenger RNA of Neohortaea acidophila, 2040 nucleotides long. RefSeq lists its product as uncharacterized. Gene Ontology annotation, biological process: protein import into mitochondrial matrix. The transcript has a single exon. Gene Ontology annotation, molecular function: protein-folding chaperone binding. Lineage: Eukaryota; Fungi; Ascomycota; Dothideomycetes; Mycosphaerellales; Teratosphaeriaceae. Bases 125 to 1882 code for a protein of 585 amino acids. The record is from RefSeq and is a predicted model, not a curated record. Gene Ontology annotation, cellular component: mitochondrial inner membrane.